Messenger RNA from Sorghum bicolor (sorghum), 2399 nucleotides. RefSeq lists its product as uncharacterized. NCBI's taxonomy places the organism in Eukaryota, Viridiplantae, Streptophyta, Magnoliopsida, Poales, Poaceae. The record is from RefSeq and is a predicted model, not a curated record. The coding region runs from base 58 to 2139 and encodes 693 amino acids. The transcript has a single exon.
CGUCGCCUACUACUAAAUCCUAGCGGUUAGAUCCGUACCAAUCGGAUCGUUCUCGCCAUGGCCGCCGUCCUCCUCGGCCCUCCCGUCAUCCGCGGGGCACGCCCGCCACCACCACCACCGACCGCUACAGCUGCGGAGGGCCCCGCUUCCCACCCGUUCCUCGACCUCCUCGACGUCUGCUUCAACAACGACGACCCUCCAGCCGGUUCUGAUGCCGCCAACGGCGGCAAGGGGCCCCGCAUGGCGCGGACGGAGAACAACUCGGCCACCUACGCGAGUUCCGGCAACCCCUGCCUCGACCUCUUCUUCCAGGUCGUCCCCGACACGCCGGCGCAGCGCGUGCGCGAGCUCGUCACCAUUGCGUGGGCACACGACCCGCUCACCGCGCUCAAGCUCAUCGCGAACCUCCGCGGCGUGCGCGGCACGGGCAAGUCCGACAGGGAGGGAUUCUACGCCGCCGCGCUCUGGAUGCACGAGCGCCAUCCCAAGACGCUCGCCUGUAACCUUCCCGCGCUCGCCGAGUUCGGCUACCUCAAGGACUUCCCCGAGCUACUCUACCGCCUCAUCCACGGCGCCGACACGCGCAAGCUCUACAAGGCCAAGGCGGAAACCCAGAAGAUCAGACGCAAGGUCGCGGAGGUCCGCGCCGCCAGGCUGGCCGAAAAGAAGCGCGCGCACAGCCAAAGCGCUGCGCCUCAGCACACUGCCGGAGCUCCCGUGCUUGCCGACUUCGUCAGCGCCGCGCUCUCGAACCCCAGGACGAAGGCCAAGCGAAGCAGCGAGUCGGGAGCCGUGGUUCCUGCCGCGGCGCCUAUGGAGACAGAGGAGGCAGCUGUGGAGAACAAACCGGAGGCGGUGGAUGUGGCGGCAACGAAGGAGAUCCCCAUGACAAAGGAGGUGCGGAAGGUGGCCAAGCUCGCUGUGCAGUCGCUGGAGACAUACUACGGCAAUGGCGCCUACCGCUUCCUCUUCGACUGCGUCGCCCAGUUCUUCGCCGACCUCCUCGCCUCCGACCUUGAGCAGCUAGCGCCCGGUGGCAGGAAGACGAAGAUCGGGCUCGCCGCCAAGUGGUGCCCCACGCCAGGCUCGUCGUUCGACCGGACGACGCUGCUCUGCGAGGCCAUCGCGCGCCGCCUCUUCCCACGCGACUCCAGACCCGACUACUCUGACCUGUCAGAGGAGCACUACGCCUACCGGGUGCUCCACCGUCUCCGCCGCGAGGUGCUGGUGCCGUUGCGGAAGGUCCUGGAGCUCCCGGAGGUGUACAUGAGCGCCCAGCGGUGGUCCGAUCUGCCCUACACCCGCGUGGCGUCGGUGGCCAUGAGGCGCUACAAGGCCCUGUUCAAGAAGCACGACGAAGCGCGCUUCGACAAGUACCUCGAGGACGUUGAGGCUGGCAAGGCCAAGAUCGCGGCUGGCGCGCUCCUGCCCCACGAGAUCGCCGCCGCCGCGUUUCGUGGCGAGGCUGACGACGUGUCGGAGCUGCAGUGGCGCCGCAUGGUGGAGGACCUCCGCAAGAAGGGGUCUCUGAGCAACUGCAUCGCCGUCUGCGACGUUUCCGGGAGCAUGAGCGGCACGCCGAUGGAGGUGUGCGUGGCGCUGGGUCUGCUCAUCUCUGACCUCAGCGAGAUGCCAUGGGCGGGCAGGGUGAUCACGUUCAGCAUGACUCCCCAGAUCCACAAGAUUGAGGGCAAGACCCUCGCCCAGAAGAUGAGCUUCAUCAAGCGCAUGCAGUGGAACAUGAACACCAACUUCCAGGCGGUCUUUGACCGCAUCCUACGCACGGCGGUGGACGGUCGGGUAACCAAGGAUAAGAUGAUCAGGACCGUCUUCGUGUUCAGCGACAUGGAGUUCGACCAGGCGUCUGCUAGGCCUUGGGAAACGGACUACCAGGCCAUCUGCCGCAAGUUCAGUGACGCCGGGUACGGCGACGCGGUGCCUCAGAUCGUGUUCUGGAACCUGAGGGACUCAAAGUCGACGCCAGUGACGUCAACGCAGCCCGGAGUCGCGAUGGUGAGCGGAUUCUCCAAGAACUUGGUCAAGCUUUUCCUGGAGAACGAUGGCGUGGUGAACUCGGAGGCCGUCAUGAAGGCAGCCAUCGCCGGCGAGGAGUACCAGAAGCUUGCUGUGUUUGAUUGAUCGGUUAGGGGGUCAUUAGUUAGGCGUUGGGAGUUAAGUACGCAAGUGGAUGAUGCAUGUCUGAAUCCUGCGCCCAACCGUGCUAGUACUACUUUGUAAUCUGACAUGAAGGAACAGAGAUAGGUUGCUUUUGGUACCGAACAGCUUUCAGUUUCAGUGCAGGCUUGUUUUCUUCGAUUUAUGAAAUUUGUGUGCUUCUGUUCGAUCGUGUUAAAUUGUUCAAACAUAAUCCGAUCUUUGCUAAGACACUAAGAGCCUCA